UUCCUUCCCCCCCUUCCCUGUUCCUGUUGUUUUCGUCAACCACAAUGAACAACUUGAAGUAGCACCAGGCAGUAUUUUCUAAAAAAUCAUUGGUCAUAACUGAUCCUUUUUUUCCUUAUUGUGCCCCUCCCCACUUGGUGCAAACUCUCUUGUAUUCUUGCUGUGUGUGAACUAUCUUUUCCCAUGUAAGCUUUUGGGGAACAGAUUAUACAUUUUAUAUUUUCAUAUCGCCUUGCUGAAAAGAUAAGUACUAGUCAGUAAAUAACUGAUUUGAUACCACGCCAGAUAGUUUAUAAUGCAACGUGCUGUUUACAAAAGUGUUUAGCAUAUACCAUUUUUUUCCCCUAAUAUAAAUUGUUGAGAUGGAAUGGCCUUCUGUAAAAAGAUAAGCAAAAUGAGAAUCAAAUGUGAAAAGUCUUCCUAAAGAUCACAAUUUCUUAAUUACAACACACACAAAAAGGGGAUGCUAUAAAAUGAUCCAGUUAUGAUCUUUCUCCACAUUUACCAGGUAAACUAUUCACUCUUUAGUAAAGCUCUCUCUAAAUUCUAUCUUCUCAAAUCUCCACAUAGCCUCAAUUCUCAAAUUUUUCAUGUGAAACUAUUGUUCUGUAUUCAAUGGAUUGUUGGGAAUUAUCUGUUCACUGUCCAAGAAGGUAACCACUAGCCACACAUGGUUACUUAAAUUUAAUUAAAAUUAAAUAAAAUGUAAAAUUCCGUUCCUUUGCCACAGUAUACACAUUUCAAGUGCCUAGAAGCUACCAUAUUUGACAACAUAUAUUUCCAUCUUUGUAGAAAGUUCUUUUGGACAGUGCUAUCCAAGAGCCAGGACUUGUCAAGAUCAGAGAUAACAAUAUGACCAAACUGAAAACCAGGCCAGUCAGAACCUGGUUGGUUUUGAGGGAGAAGAUUCACUGGGUGAGGGAGAAGCAAGGUGGCUUUUGGGACGAUGACAUCACAAAGCACAGCUCACAGUGGCUCUGGAACACGGGCUCCCAGGCCACUUUCCUUAACUCUUAUCUAGGGUCCUGGAGCCUCUGAACAUGUAGCUCCUGAAGCUGCUCUUCUUAAAAUGCCAACACAUUCACCUUCAUCUUCUAUCUGGGACACCAUAGAUUAUGCCUCUCUGAGCUCAAUAUGGAAUUGGCUACAAGCAACUUUUCUGGGACAGACUAGUGUGACUCAGCAAACAAAUUUGGGGCUACUAGAUAAUCUUGCUCCGGCUCUGCAAGUUGCCCUCGGGAUUUUCUUUCUUAUUUUCUUGGCAGUAGGACUAUAUGCCUUAUGGAAACGAAGUAUUCGGUCAAUUCAGAGUCUGUUGUUGUUUACAAUCACACUCUACAAACUUUACCAGAAGGGCUCAGAUUUUUUGCAGGCUUUGCUGCUCAACCCAGAAGGGGUUAGUCUCCCAGUUCAAGACAAAAAUAUCCUCCUGUCCUUGGGUCUGCAAGAGAAAAUAUUGAAACAACUUCAGAUGGUGGAAAGCAAAGUGAAGAACCUGGAGGGGAUGAUCAUUUCUCAAAAACCUACCACGAAGAGGGAUUGCUCCUCCGAGCCCUACUGCAGCUGCUCCGACUGCCAGAGUCCCUUGCCUACAUCAGGGUUUACUUCCACAUCUGAAAUCUGAUGGACUCCAAUCUUUUCCAAAAAAGCACCGUUUCCCUUAUGUGUGCAGUGGUGUACCAAUAAAGGUAGAGAACUGUAUUGAAAUUA
Messenger RNA from Pipistrellus kuhlii (Kuhl's pipistrelle), 1710 nucleotides. RefSeq names its product transmembrane and coiled-coil domains 2 (gene TMCO2). The record is from RefSeq and is a predicted model, not a curated record. Bases 1070 to 1624 code for a protein of 184 amino acids. The transcript has 2 exons. Gene Ontology annotation, cellular component: nucleus. NCBI's taxonomy places the organism in Eukaryota, Metazoa, Chordata, Mammalia, Chiroptera, Vespertilionidae.